Orbilia oligospora ATCC 24927 is the source of this 1266-nucleotide messenger RNA. RefSeq lists its product as uncharacterized. Bases 1 to 1266 code for a protein of 421 amino acids. Gene Ontology annotation, molecular function: nucleotide binding. The record is from RefSeq and is a predicted model, not a curated record. Lineage: Eukaryota; Fungi; Ascomycota; Orbiliomycetes; Orbiliales; Orbiliaceae. The transcript has 2 exons.
AUGUCUACCGUUAUCAAUGUCGGUCUGAUAGGCUAUGGCCUCUCUACCACGGCCUUUCAUAUCCCUACGAUUACGGCCGUUCCAAAUGCGAAGGUCUAUGCUGUAGUCCAGCGUGCUGCUCCACCCCAGGCGGGUUCGAGCUCUAAGAAAGGCGACCAUGUCACCGUUGACUUCCCAGAUGUCAAGCAUUACCGUGAUGCCACCAGCCUUUUCAAGGAUCCGAAUGUUCACCUAGUCAUCAUUUGUACCCCAAGUCCCGGUCAUUACGACCUGGCAAAGGAGGCUCUUCUGAAUGGGAAACAUGUGGUCGUCGAAAAGCCUUUCUGCCCAACUUACGCAGAUUGUUCGUCUCUUAUAUCGAUAGCAGACGAGAAUAACCUUCUCCUCACCGUUUAUCAAAACCGCCGCUUCGAUUCUGACUUUUUAACUCUGAAAAAAUAUCUCACAUCUCCUCAUACAAGUUUCCUCUUUACUCCGAUUGUUUCCGUAACCUCCCAAUUCAAUCGAUACCGUCUUCCAACUGCUCCAUCAUCCACAGCGAAAGCAUGGAAAUCCGAGGAUCUGCCCGGAAAUGGAAUCCUAUAUGACCUAGGAAGUCACCUUAUUGACCAGAUUCUCCAUCUAUUCGGCCUUCCAGAAUGGAUAUGGGCACAUACCGAUAAUCAACGGCAAACGGAGCCGUUAGAAAUCGAUGACAGCUUCACGUUGUACAUGUACUACAAUGCCAAGCCGGACUUCAACGGUGGGAAGCCAUUGACCGUAGAAUUGAAAUCUACGAUGGUCUCGCCGGUGGCAAGACAGAAUAGAUGGGUAGUCAAGGGAUGGCAGGGAGGCUAUAAGAAGUUUGGAAUGGACGUGCAAGAAGACCAAUUACGCGAGUAUGGAAUAGAAGCCGUUAAGAGAUCGGAUUACGGUGAGGAGCGGGUAGACGAGUGGCCCGAAGUCACGGUUCCUAAAGGAGCAGUGGAAGCAGACGAAGAAGGACUAGAGGGGAUCUUUGGAAGAGUUGCAACUAUGAGAGCCUAUGGAGGGUUUGUGAACGGCAAGGUCAAACCGGAGAAAGGAGACUACGUGGAGUACUACAAGAACGUUAUAGGAUGCGUGGCUAGGAUUGUGGGCGGCGAAAAACUUGACGGUGUCAAGAAAGAUUUGCACAUUAAGCCCGAGGAGGCAAGAAACGUUAUUGGAAUAAUCCAAUUGGCGAAGGAAAGUGCAAAGACAGGAAAUAGAAUAGAUGGAGUAGAGAAGAGACUAAGUGAGAUGUGA